UGGCACAAAUCAACUUCCAACUACUUAAACCGAAAUAACCGCUACAAUAAUAUGUUAAAUCUUGUACUAUAUAUACUCAACCCGUGCCAGAAAUUAACAACUGGAAAAAAAGAAAGAAAAAAAAAACUGAGAAACAAAAAUAUAUACCAAUUAAUUAAUGGCCAUGCCAAUGUCGUCACUGAGUGCAAACGCCAUGACAAUGAAGACAUUGCCUUUGCAAGCCCUCUUGGGGUCAUUCCUGUUCUUUCUUCUUCUACUACCUGACCAUGUCCAUGUCUUUGCUGCUAACCGUGUACUUGUUGGCGACGAGGAGGCGCACGAUAAGGCGGGGCCAAGGUUCAAGCCCAGCCCUUGGAAGCGCGCUCAUGCCACAUUCUAUGAAGGAGGCUCCGGAACCUUUGGUGGAGCUUGUGGUUACCAUGACGUUGUUAAAGAAGGCUAUGGCCUAGAAACCGUAGCGUUAAGCGAUGCAUUGUUUAACAAAGGACAGUCAUGUGGUUCAUGUUUCGAAAUCAAAUGUGUAGACUCGCCUCAAUGGUGCAAACCCGGGCAGCCAGUUCUCGCAGUCACAGCAACAAACCACUGCCCACCAAAUUGGAAUCAGCCUAGUGACAAUGGAGGAUGGUGCAAUCCUCCACGCGAGCAUUUCGACAUAGCCAAGCCUGUCUUCCUCAAUAUUGUUGCCCAGCACAAGGCCGGCAUUGUGCCGGUAGAAUACCGAAGAGUUCCAUGCAAGAAGAAAGGAGGAAUUAGGUUUACAAUAACUGGGAACCCUUAUUUCAAUGAAGUGUUGGUUUGGAAUGUGGCUGGCUCUGGGGAUGUGACGAGUGUGGAAGUGAAGGGUGAGAAGCUUCAAUGGACGCAGCUGGAGCGAAUGUGGGGUCAGAGGUGGGUCACUGGUGCUAAGCUUUCUGGGGAUGCACUGACAUUUAGGGUUGGAGAGAGUGAUGGAAGAACCAUAACCUCUGUGAAUGUUGCCCCCAAGAAUUGGCAGUUUGGCCAGACCUACGAAGGCAAGAACUUCUACUAGCUAGGAAAAGAAACAUUUCAUGAGUUUUAAUGCUUUCGACGGAUGUCAAUGAAGAAAGUUUUGAUGUUUUUUUGCUAUAUUUUCUUUUACAUACAAUACAGUGAAUUCACAGUUUGUUAGUUGUGAAAUUAAAUAAAAAUGAAGAGUAACGAAGACCCGCUUGGUAUCA
This is a messenger RNA of Prunus mume (Japanese apricot), 1199 nucleotides long. Its product is annotated as expansin-A9-like. NCBI's taxonomy places the organism in Eukaryota, Viridiplantae, Streptophyta, Magnoliopsida, Rosales, Rosaceae. Gene Ontology annotation, biological process: plant-type cell wall organization. The record is from RefSeq and is a predicted model, not a curated record. Gene Ontology annotation, cellular component: extracellular region.